AUGGCUCUUAUGAUGAACUUUUCCACUCAUGAGUUUUAUGAGGAUAACGAGCCCGCUGCAAACAACCUUUACGCACGACUGGCAGAGGAGGCCACUAUGCAGUUAGUCUUUGAGGGGGUUCCGACAGUAGAGCUCACACAAGCCUUGUGUCUUGUAGCUCUAAAACAUAUCAGAACCCAGCAGCUUGCUCAAGCUUGGGUGGUCAUCGGAGCUACUUCGCGACUGGAAGCUCUGUAUGCCCUCUCGAAUGAUAGUAGCCCGGCUUCUGAAGGCGACUCCAUCGCUAGGGCUCACUGGAGUGUUUUUGCGCUUGAAAGAAUCUUCAUCCCUUUCACAUCGAACAUUACAGCCAUUCGCGUUCCUGAUUAUCCUCUCAGCGCACCGUUGCCCCCUCCCCCUUUAUCCGCCAAUGGAUAUGAUACUAGUUCAAAUGGGCAGGGUUCAGGAUCCAGAUUAAAGGAUAUUGGCAUUAAUUGGCAUGGUCUCCGCAUCAUCGACAUCUGGGGUAAGAUACGAUGUUACCUACACCGAUUACGGCAGGGCAUGGUCGAGAAGCCAUGGUCGCCCGAAUCAACCCACACGAGAUUAUGUGUCGAGAUGGUUGAGUAUGAAGCCCAGCUCAACACCCAAUACUUCUUAUGCAACGCGUCACUACCUGACCGAACCACAGUAGAAGUGUCCCAGAACCGCGAGUACUGGAACCCUUGGAUAACGAGUCAACUUCUCUGGCACGCUUGCCACGUUAUCCUCAACCAUCCGUUUAUCCACACAUUUCUGCUGCGUUCUCCCGAGGGCAUUCCUCCAUCCUGUCUGUUCCUUCAGCAAAGAGCGGACCUAGCCAUAUACCACACAGGCUGGCUAUUUCGAAUCCUUGAAGAAUGCUGUAACCUGACAGACGUAGUCGAUCCGAUUAUUACCGAUGCGAUUGCGGCAGCUUCGACAGUACUGUGGCUAUUCCAGUUCUCCAGAGAUGCAAAGGUGUCUCGAAGGGCUCAAGAGAACUUGGCUAAAUGCGAUGCAUUUUUGAAUCAUGUGGCCCAGACUUGGCCACACAUUUCCCAAAAGGUGGGCAAUGCAUCCUACUUUACCGGAGCUGGGAAAGAUUUCUAA
Messenger RNA from Fusarium falciforme, 1110 nucleotides. RefSeq lists its product as hypothetical. Bases 1 to 1110 code for a protein of 369 amino acids. Lineage: Eukaryota; Fungi; Ascomycota; Sordariomycetes; Hypocreales; Nectriaceae. The record is from RefSeq and is a predicted model, not a curated record. The transcript has 2 exons. Gene Ontology annotation, cellular component: nucleus.